AUGCGUUUCACCAUCCUCACUGCUUUCGCCCUUGUCGGCCUUUCCAUGGCUAACUCCAUCCCCUCCGGAGGACAGUGCAAGCAGGAUGGAAGCUUGGGUAACUGUGAAUCUAAGCUCUGCGUGCAACUGGCUGACAAGCCCUUCGGAAAGUGCAAAUAA
This is a messenger RNA of Penicillium concentricum, 159 nucleotides long. RefSeq lists its product as uncharacterized. The transcript is spliced from 3 exons. Lineage: Eukaryota; Fungi; Ascomycota; Eurotiomycetes; Eurotiales; Aspergillaceae. Bases 1 to 159 code for a protein of 52 amino acids. The record is from RefSeq and is a predicted model, not a curated record.